AUGGAGGAAGCGGGCGCUCAGUGCGCCCCGCCGCUGCCCGCGAGCUCCCAGACCCGGCUUUCUCAAGCCAACCUCUCCGCGGCUCCCUCCCAAAACUGCAGCGCCGAGGGCUACAUUUACCAGGACUCCAUCGCCCUGCCCUGGAAAGUAGUACUGGUCAUUCUGCUGGCUCUCUUCACCUUGGCCACCACGCUCUCCAAUGCGUUUGUGAUCGCCACUGUGUACCGGACGCGGAAGCUCCAUACCCCCGCCAACUACCUGAUCGCCUCCUUGGCGGUCACCGACCUGCUGGUAUCCAUCCUGGUGAUGCCCAUCAGCACCAUGUACACGGUCACCGGCCGCUGGACGCUAGGCCAGGUGGUCUGCGACUUCUGGCUGUCGUCGGACAUCACCUGUUGCACUGCUUCCAUCUUGCACCUCUGUGUCAUCGCUUUGGACCGCUACUGGGCCAUCACGGACGCCGUGGAGUACUCGGCUAAAAGGACUCCCAAGAGGGCGGCCGUCAUGAUCGCGCUGGUGUGGGUCUUCUCCAUUUCCAUCUCGCUGCCGCCCUUCUUCUGGCGUCAGGCCAAAGCCGAGGAGGAGGUGUCGGACUGCGUGGUGAACACGGACCACAUCCUCUACACUGUCUACUCCACGGUGGGCGCUUUCUACUUCCCCACCCUGCUCCUCAUCGCCCUCUAUGGCCGCAUCUAUGUGGAAGCCCGCUCCCGGAUUUUGAAACAGACACCUAACAGAACUGGCAAGCGCCUGACCCGAGCCCAACUGAUAACUGACUCCCCCGGGUCCACAUCUUCGGUCACCUCCAUUAACUCACGAGCUCCAGACUUACCCAGCGAGUCAGGAUCUCCUGUGUACGUGAAUCAAGUCAAAGUGCGAGUCUCAGACGCCCUGCUGGAGAAGAAGAAACUCAUGGCCGCUAGGGAGCGCAAAGCAACAAAGACCCUGGGGAUCAUUUUGGGAGCAUUUAUUGUGUGUUGGCUGCCCUUCUUCAUCAUUUCUCUGGCCAUGCCUAUCUGCAAGGAUGCCUGCUGGUUCCACCUGGCCAUCUUUGACUUCUUCACGUGGCUAGGUUAUCUCAACUCCCUCAUCAACCCCAUCAUCUAUACCAUGUUCAAUGAGGACUUCAAACAAGCGUUCCAUAAACUGAUACGCUUUAAGUGCACAAGCUGA
Messenger RNA from Sus scrofa (pig), 1173 nucleotides. It is a transcript of the gene HTR1B, whose product is annotated as 5-hydroxytryptamine receptor 1B. Gene Ontology annotation, biological process: bone remodeling; vasoconstriction; positive regulation of MAPK cascade. Gene Ontology annotation, cellular component: plasma membrane. Gene Ontology annotation, molecular function: G protein-coupled serotonin receptor activity. The record is from RefSeq and is marked provisional. Lineage: Eukaryota; Metazoa; Chordata; Mammalia; Artiodactyla; Suidae.